GAAGGCGGCAAUAUACGAUGCUUUUGGCAGUUUCAUCAGCUCAGCUGUCGGGUGACCCAAAUUGAGGCUUAUCUUUUAAGCAAACAUUAGUGUAGCUGCCACUUUAAUAAACUCAGUCGGUUUCAUAAGAAAUGAAGAUGUCCUCAAAGCUCCACGGCUAUUCACAUGCGAUUAUCAUUAUCGACUUAAUGGAUAUCGGGAAUUGAACAUGGGGAAUGAGAUGGGCAACAACAACACAUCUUCUCUCAAAGAAGCUGAGGAGGAGAGAGUGAGGGUCAAUGCUCCAAAUGGAUCUUUACACGAGACUGUCAAGGAAAAUGAUGUGAAAGGAGAUCAUCUGAUUGCAGAAGAUGACAGCAAGGAGUCCGAUGAAAAAGCUGAAGACUUGGCUUUCCACUGUGCAAUCGCAGGAGAUAAUCAUGUCGACCAAUUGAUUACAAGUGAAGAAAACCCUCAAGUUCUUUCUCAAGUCACGCAUGAAGUAAAUGAAGGAGAUAGACAUGUAGAAGACCAGCCACGACUUUCGCCAGUGAAUCUGGAGGAUACAGAGCCUUCAAUGGAAUCAGAUGUGGGCGAGUGUGAGAAAAGUGACAGUCAGCUAAAUAUUGAGGCAGCUGAUAUAGAAGACCCUCAAGUUCUUUCUCGAGCUACGGAUGAAGUAAAUGAAGGAGAUAGACAUGUAGAAGACCAGCCAGAACUUUCAUCGGUGAAUCUGGAUGAUACAGACCCUUCAGUGGAAUCAGAUGUGGGCAAGCAUGACAAAAGCGACAGUCAGCUAAAUAUUGAGGCAGCUAAUAUAGAAGACCCUCAACUUCUUUCUCAAGCCACGUAUGAAGUAAAUGAAGGAGAUCGCUAUGUAGAAGACCGGCCAGAAGUUUUGUUGCUGAAUUCGGAGGACACAGAGCCUUCAAUGGAAUCAGAUGUGGGCAAGCGUGACAAAAGUGACAGUCAGCUAAAUAUUGAGGCAGCUAGUAUAGAAGUUGAAAACGGAGAAACAAAUUCCAGUCUUACUGUAUUGGGUGAUUUGGAAACUCAAACGUCUGAGGGAGUUAAAACUGAUCCACUUGGAUUAGAUAAGGUCGAUGUUAGCAUGUUGGUGUCAGAUGCAUGUGGAUUGGAAGUAUCAAGAGAGGACUUUCUAGGAUCACCUUCAACAUUCCCAGCUGGGGGCAAUACGUCGGUGUCAGAUGCAUGUGGAUCGGAAGUAUCAGGAGAGGACUUUGUAGGAUCACCUUCAACAUUCUUAGCUGAGGGCAAUGAUCCAACACAAGGGAUCGAAAUACCAAGCGGCAUGAAUGUUACUUUCCUCUCCAAUGCCGACUUUGAAUGUACACACUUAAAAUUGGAACAAGAACAAGUGGAAGGUGAUAAAGCAUCCAAUGUUGAGGUGGUAAUGAUGAACAAUGAAAAUCGAUCAGAAGACAGAACGGAAUCAAACUUUCUGAAUUUUGGUCAUGAAGAAAAACUCAAUGAGGCGACCACGGUAAGUGGUUCCACAUUGCAAUCUGAAGAUUCUGUGGCAGAUCACUCCCCAUACUCUCAUCCAGAAGUUUCGGAGCUCGAGGACCAAAGUAGUCUUGUCAUGGAAGAAAUUGAGUUCACAAGCAGUACACCCGUGAAUGAAAAUAACAUCAAGUGUGAUGAUGGCUUUGGUGGGCAUUCUGAUGAACUGUGGAACAUUCAACCUGAACAGGCUGAGGCAAAGGAUGUCUCUGAAAUGGUUGUUGGACUUGAAACCAUAACUGAUGAUGUAGGAAACACAGUUGAGGUGCCUUUGGAUUGCCCAAGUGCUGAGGAAUGUAAAGUCAAGGUGACUGAUGUUGCAGAAAAUGGUUUUCAGGAUGAGAUAUGUGCCAAGGCAUCCAAGGACUUUCAUGAGUACAUGGAAGGAGAAGACUGUUCCAUGCCAAUUUCGGUAGAGCCAGAAGCUGGAGAUACCAAUCGUGACGAGAAUGACCCGGCUGAAAAGGAAAUGAUAGAAGACAAACGUGUUGAAACAGAGCUUUCACAGGCCAUUGUAGAUGAUACAAGCAGAAAAGAUAUCAUGAAACAAUUCAUCCCAGUACAUUCUCCACAUAUCCGAGAGUCUCUCUCGUCCUUUGACUACCCUGUAAUGAUUGCGCAUCCUGUAUCAGAGACCAAAGCUUCAGGGGAUCAAUGCAACAGUAAAUCACAACAGUGCCAAAUGCCUCUGACUCCUGGUGGCAAUACCAAACUGGAGAAGAUUUCCGGUAGCCUAAGCACGGAAUUGAAGUCUUACAAUGACACAAACAUCCAUCCUCAGCUGCAGAAAUUUCCUAGCUUUGAUUUUGAUCUCCUUAAUGGGUCGAGGAACGAAGAGUCAGAUCAGACGCCGCUGCUCUUCCCCGAUAGAAGCACAUUCAGGAGUAUGUCAAUGAAAGGUCGUUGUGAUCGAGCCGAGCAAAGGGAGUGUUUGGAAGAGAAGACUGUUUGGAUUGACAGAAGCGAUUCAGAGAGAUCGAAAACCCCAUUUCUAGGCUUGUCAAAGAAAGAACAAGAAGAUGAUGAAAAGCAAGAAGCCUAUCUUGUUGCCACUCCCCAGAAACAAGUGGUCAUAGAAGCUGACACUAAGGCAAGCAAGGCAAUGUGGGUGGUUCCUACGGAAGAAGUUGGAUCAACCUCUCCGAAAGGUAAAGAGAAGAGGAAGUUCAGGUCCUCCCUCUUUGGCAACUGCAUGUGCUGUGCAACUGUCAUCAACUGAUGAUUCAUUCACCAUUAUGACAAAAAAAAGAAAAAAAAAAGCAAGCUUUUUGGGGAUUUCCAUUACUCGAUUGUUUUUACUUUGUUCUGGGGGGAUUUUUAUUUUUAUUUUUUCAGUUUACGGAGAAACAGUAAAAUCAGAGAUACGAGGAUUGUGAAGAGAGGGUGUUCAAGUUCGUUGGUUGGUCAGUAUUUGGGAUAAACCAAUGGACAGUGAGUGUUGCAACAAUGGAAAGUUGCAAGUUUCUCUUUUUUUUUUGGGUUAAUUUCAUUUUCCUUCCUUGUUAUGGGUAAAAUCUCUUGUGGUAUCUAAAGCAGGUAUAAGUUGAUAUAACUCUUUGUCUUC
Eucalyptus grandis is the source of this 3067-nucleotide messenger RNA. RefSeq lists its product as uncharacterized. The transcript is spliced from 7 exons. The coding region runs from base 209 to 2722 and encodes 837 amino acids. The record is from RefSeq and is a predicted model, not a curated record. NCBI's taxonomy places the organism in Eukaryota, Viridiplantae, Streptophyta, Magnoliopsida, Myrtales, Myrtaceae.